AUGAGUUUUUAUUUAGUUUAACAGUUACACCCGCCAUAUUGUAAAUGACAUCGACUAAUCCUCAUGUUUCAUCAGGCUCAGAUUACUCAAAGAACUACCAGAAGCGAUCACAAUGGAAGAACAAUCCUUCCAUGACUAAUUUCCCAACCCCAUCUAACAAUCAAAUCGAGGAGAACCCUGACAUUGAGACAAAACAUGACGAGUAUUUACUGAAAUUAGAAGAACGAAACCGAAUGAAAAAACAAUUACAGGAGCAAAAUGAAGCAGAAAAAUUGAAGUUCGAAAAAGAAAAAGGCUUCAAUUUGUACAUUAACGGGGCAAAUACUUCAAGAUUUGAUACACAAGUUGUAAGUCGAGGUUUGAGAAAGUCGCAGCAUCAGCCAACGUCGAGGAAAACUUCAAAAGAAUUGGAAAAUUGUGGCAACCCUAAUGAUCAUCGAGCAAGAACAGCUCCAGCCAAGCGCAAAAAGUGGACGCAAGAUAAUGAAAUAGAGAUACAGACACACAGAGACGGCAAAUUGUUAUUCGAGGGUUCACAGUUUCAGUACAAGUACUCGGAAGAUUUCACGAACAGCGAGGAGCUGGAUUCCGGAGUUCAAGUUGCGGAAUCGGACGACUACUUGUCGGCGUCGGUAGUUGAUACGAGUGAACAAAAUUAUGCCGACGAGGAAUUCAACGAAGAGGCCGACGAUGACGAGGUAACUUUCGAUCAAAAAGAAAGAGAUAUUUUGCGACAAAGUUUGAGACUCGACGAAAUUUUGAAGGAAAGUAUCAGGGAAAGCAUAAUGGACGAAACCCCCUCGGAUAGUGAAAUAGCUGAAGACAUGCGUGAAAGCGUAGAAAUUGAUUUUGUAGUUAAUAAGCCAAAAAGGACCAAAGAGGUGAAGGUUUUGAAAUCUAGCAGUGCCAAAAGCGAAUCUAGUAGGUGUUAUACGCCUACGGGAAGGUUUAGUCGACCGUACCCUGAUAGCAAAGGUACAAAUUCUCUGACAAGUUCGUUCAGCAAAGGAGAAAAAGAGUCAAAACUUCAAGAAAACUUCAGUAAAGAUGAAACAAAGACUCAUGAAACGGUGACGGAAAAUACAACAUCAGUCAUCCAAAGUAACGGCGAUGUUAAAAAUAAUGAAACGAACACCCAGUAUGACAACAAUGAUGUUAAAGACGUGAUUGAAAAGUUUAAAAAAUUAGGAAUUGAUCAAAGACGAAUGUUACUCGAAGUGCUGUCUCAGGAAAAUGGUGAUUUAUCUGCGCUUAUAGCUCCAAAAGAAGUAAAGAGUGCGCGGCCUACUUAUACAGUGAGCGACAAAAGCUUCAAGAAUGAUUCUACUGAUGCUCUUUCUAAAUCAACUGAAGGCUUGAAAAGGUCAAGUACUAACUUUGAAAAGGUUACGUCGGAAAUGCAGGAGCCAAAGUUAGCUGAAAAGUCAAGUGCAAUUAAAACCUACAGAGUGAAUGAUGACGUUGGUUCUUCUGGUGACAAAAUGAGUUUGCAGCAGUUGAUUCAGAGUCAGUCGUUGUCUUCGGAAACUAACUUGACAGCAAACGAAUCGAUUGAUAUCGGUGAAAGUCGAGCGUCGCUACGAAGUGAAAAGUUUGAGCUGAGUUCAAGUCGGCCCGAAAGCCAAGCUUCGUUAGUGUCAAUGUCAAGUGGGUUUGAAAAGCCCUCCUCUAGGCCGGGAUCUAGACAGAAGGAUUUCAACUAUCCAAGCUGCUCAGAAAUGAAUGGAAAUCAACUUGACAAUUUUGAAAGGUUUAUUCCUGUAUCAAGCGGCAAUAGCGAAAUUUGCAAAACGAUUUGUCUCAAAUUAGUUUCAAAUUGGGGCGACCCAGUUCAAAUUGGUCUAACUGGAGUUCAAUUUCUGGGUGAGAAUAAUGAAGAAAUUGUCUGUUCAAAAUUUUCGGUUAUCAACGCUCUCGAUCAAAUUAGCGACGUGAAAGUUCUACUGAACAAAAAAAUGAAAACUACAAAAUCUUCAAAUAUGUGGUGUUGCAUGUAUACAAAGUACCCUAUCGAGUUAUUUUUCUCAUUGAAUGCAGCAAAAAAGUUAACGACCAUCAAACUUUGGAAUUUCAACAAAUCGCCGAAAGAAUUAAAUAAAGGAGUUAGGAAUUUUGAAGUUAAGAUCGAUAAUGUUUUAGUGUUUAGUGGCGAGCUGGAAAAAGGGUGUGGGAAUCAUAUCUUCGAUUAUGAGAAAAUCAUUCACAUAGAAGAAAAGCCGCAAGUUUCAUUAGAUAGAAGUAAUUCUAUCUCAAAGUCAUUUGUUCUAGCGCCUGAUUCGGCGAGAAGUAACACGUUCAAUCCUCCUACUGCGAGUGUAGCUGAUGUUACGUGUCCGGAUGAUUCUGAGUUCUCGUUGGAGGAGCUUUUGACUCAAUCAAGUGGCCGAAAACCAGUUUUAACUAGUCAGCAGAAAGAUAAAACAAUGCCGAAGAAAGUUGAGCCAGCGGGAGUCAAGCCGAAAAAAUCCGACAAGACGAAACGAAAACAGUUAGCAAAACUGUCUGGAAUUUUCGAUUCCCUGGAUCUGACGACCAACGAAGAAUUUCACUACCAACCAACUCCGGUGCCGGAUGUCAAAGGAAGUGACAAUGAAUCUGCAAGAAAAUCUGACUAUAACGAAGACCCAAUUUCCGCUCUGAACGAUCGACUCGACGAGAGUUGGUCUCAUAUUUUUGCCUUCGAGAGAGCCAGGUCAGGACGUGAAACGGCCGCAGAAAAGAAAAGUUUGGAUGUUUUAAAUGAACUGGAGCCAAAAAUUUGUAGCACGAAAGGUGCCCCAAUGUCUGUUCGAACUUUUUCGACUGACAGUAACGCCUCACUUGGAGAUAGUCAGUCCUUACCGAAUUUUGAAUCUGAGCUUAGAUCCGUAGAUUGGGAUUCUUUCACGAUUCCAGAAUUACCAUCCGGAACAAGGCUAGUUGUCAAUAUUUUGUCAACAUGGGGUGAUAAACACUACGUUGGGCUGAACGGAAUUGAGUUGUUUGACAGCCGAGGCCAAAAAGUCAAGUUCGCGAAAAUCGAAGCGGAUCCCUCGGAUAUUAAUGUGUUACCAGAAUACUCAAAAGAUCCAAGAGUUGUGACAAAUCUCAUUGAUGGUGUGAACAAUACACGAGAUGAUACGCAUAUGUGGCUGGCCCCUUUUACAGCUUCACAGAAUCAUUUUGUCUUUCUGACGUUAGAAAAAAGUUGCACAUUGGCAAUGAUGAGGUUCUGGAACUAUAGUAAGUCACGCGUACACUCGUCUCGAGGAGCGAAGUUGAUUCAAGUUCACUUAGACGGAAACCCAAUUUUCAGAGGGGAGAUCCAACGAGCAGGGGAAUUGGGCGAAAAUUUCAAAGAGACUUACGGAGAUACAGUUAUGCUAACAAUGGAUGCGAAUAUAUUGAGCAUGGUGUCUGAAAACGACGAAUUGUUUUUGAACGACUGGAAUGAAAGUUUGAACUGCGAUGAGUCAGAUCGACCAAUGACAGCUGGCGAAGAUAGUGAUGUCAGACCGAUAACUGUGGCGUCGAAUCAGAAGCCAGGUUGCAUAAGCGACUGCGCUAUCGAGAGCAUGUUCGACAUAGAUAGUCAAGGUGAGCAGCCAAAAGUUACAAAUAGGUGUAAUAAAGUAGUGUUUGAGUUGCUGGAACCGUGGGGCGACGCGUUUUAUAUGGGCUUAACAGGUCUUCAGUUGCUAGAUGAAAGUUUGCGCCCAAUAAAAAUUACAGCUGCCAUGAUUAACGCCAGUCCUACAGAUCUGAACACUCUUCCUGAAUAUACCAAAGACGUGAGAACGCUUGAUAAACUGAUUGACGGGGAAAAUCUAAGCAAUGACGACCGUCAUAUGUGGCUUAUACCGUAUACUCCAAAUGGCAAACACCUAUUGACUAUCAAUUUACCCGAGGACGCAAAAUCAGUUGCGGGUUUUGACGUUUGGAACUACAAUAAGAGUUGGGAAGAUUCGUUUCGAGGAGUGAAAAGACUCAAAGUCUACUUAGACGAAAGCGAAGUGUCGCCUGCAAAUGCAGGUUUUACCCUAAGAAGAGCACCGGGUCAUACGAGCUAUAAUUUCCGGCAACGAGUUGAGUUCAAUAAAUACUCGCCGUAUCAAGGCGAAAUCCCAGACUGCCCUUGUGGUUUUGUUUACACGAUUAUGAUUCAAAGUAGCCAAAACGACCUUUACUACGUUGGCCUUGACGGCAUUGAGUUGCUUGAUGAUCGAAACGUGAAAAUCCGAGUGAAAGCGAAUCAAAUCGAUGCCUAUCCACGAAGCGUGAACGAAUUGGAAAACGCCAAGUCGGAUAUCCGAACUCCCGACAAGUUGGUUGACGGCGUGAACAGUUCACGAGACGGAAGUCAUUCUUGGUUGGCGCCCAUUUUUCCGAAAGCUAAUAACAAAAUCUACUUAGUUUUCGACCAACCUCAACCAGUGUCUCAAAUACGAGUCUGGAAUUAUUCCAAAACACCUUCUAGAGGAGUUAAAGAAGUGGCCGUUUUGGUUGAUGAUUUGAUCCAGUAUCAGGGAGUUUUGAAACCAGCGAUGAAUGUAGCAAGGGGAAUUUUACCCGGAAUGGAAGCAGAAGUGAGAUGCCAAGUGAUUGACUUGAAAGGUUUCAACCCUGAACAAAAUGAGGUUCAGCUGGAAGAUCCAAAUCAAGUGCAUGAUAGUGUUAAAGUACAGCAGACAGCAACUGGCAACAACAGCAGUGAUUCCGCGAAUCAAAGAAACAGACCAAAGACGUGCGUUCCCAGAAAAUAGUUUUGAAAAAGACAAGCAAAUGGCUAUAUGGAUUAGAACUUUUUGGAACUUAGCUGUGAAAAAUUUUGUUCAAAUUUCAAUGUUCUAUGUUAAUUGUAUAAAUAGAUUGUCAAGUUUGUGAAAAGUGUAUAUAGUAGUGUAGCCAAGUCAUACAUGUAUGUAAA
Messenger RNA from Symsagittifera roscoffensis, 4906 nucleotides. Its product is annotated as protein KATNIP homolog. Lineage: Eukaryota; Metazoa; Xenacoelomorpha; Acoela; Convolutidae. The record is from RefSeq and is a predicted model, not a curated record. Bases 45 to 4742 code for a protein of 1565 amino acids. The transcript has a single exon.